Messenger RNA from Sphaerodactylus townsendi, 1742 nucleotides. RefSeq names its product phosphorylase kinase catalytic subunit gamma 2 (gene PHKG2). Lineage: Eukaryota; Metazoa; Chordata; Lepidosauria; Squamata; Sphaerodactylidae. Gene Ontology annotation, cellular component: phosphorylase kinase complex. The record is from RefSeq and is a predicted model, not a curated record. Gene Ontology annotation, molecular function: phosphorylase kinase activity; calmodulin binding; ATP binding. Gene Ontology annotation, biological process: glycogen biosynthetic process; protein phosphorylation.
UUUGGCCGAUUGGUCUAUGAGCCCAUCGUUCAGGACUUCGUUCGGACCAAUCGGAGAUGAGAAAGGCGGAACUUGGGAGUCGCCGGCUGCUGCGGGGUCAUUCACUCGGUCCCGGGAAAGGCGCCGCCUGAUCUCCUCUGCACGACCCGUCCAUUCCUGUGGUAAGAUGACCCUGGGACUCUACCUGGAUGAGGGAACUCCGAUUGGGCUUGGAGCAAAGGAAUUUUACCAGAAAUACGAUCCCAAGGAUGUUAUUGGCAGGGGUGUGAGCAGCGUGGUCCGGCGCUGCAUACACAAACAGACAGGCCAGGAGUAUGCCGUGAAGAUUAUAGAGCUAACCUCUAGAGAUGCAGACCUCAACCAGCAGUUGGAUGAGGUGCGAGUGUCUACGGGCAAAGAGAUUGAGAUCCUGCGGCAAGUCUCCGGUCACCCCUAUAUCAUUACUCUUAUAGAUUCGUAUGAGUCAUCCACCUUCAUGUUCCUGGUAUUUGACUUGAUGAGACGUGGAGAGCUUUUUGACUACCUUACAGAGAAGGUAACCCUUAGCGAGAAAGAAACCAGGUGCAUCAUGCGAGCCCUUUUGGAGGCCGUGAGCUACCUUCACGCCCACAACAUCAUCCACCGCGACCUCAAGCCCGGUGAACAUCUCAUGGGACUCGACCAGCUCAACAUCAAGCUGUCCGAUUUCGGCUUCUCCUGCCAUUUGGAGCCAGGAGAGAAGCUGAGAGAGCUCUGUGGAACUCCUGGCUACUUGGCCCCAGAGAUCCUUAAAUGCUCCAUGGAUGAGACUCAUCCUGGCUAUGGAAAAGAAGUGGACCUCUGGGCCUGCGGCGUCAUCUUCUUCACCCUCCUGGCUGGCUCCCCCCCUUUCUGGCACCGCAAGCAGAUGCUGAUGCUUCGGAUGAUCAUGGAGGGCCAGUACCAGUUCGGUUCUCCGGAGUGGGACGACCGGUCCGGCUAACUGCCAAGCGACUUGACCCCACGGUUGCUGCAAGUGGGACCCGUGCAGUGCCUGGACCAGCUGAGCAGGCCCCUCCAGCACCUCGCUUUUUUCCAGGCCAAGGGCUGCCGCGAGCUCCACCACUUCAGUCCCUACCACAAAUUCAGAGUGAUAGCAUGGACCGUUCGGGCCUCCCUCCGCAUCUUCUCCAACUACCGACGGGUGCGGCCGGUCACCAAGGAGCUGUUGCUGUCCGGGAUCCGUAUCGGCUGAAGGGGGGUGCGCGAACUGAUCGACGCCAUGCCUUCCGCCAGAUUCCACGGACACUGGGUCAAAAGGGCGCAGUAGCAGAACCGGUCAGCUCUUGAAAACGCCCCUAAGGCCAUCAUCCAGCUGGUCUUGCUUCAGCACGUGGAAGGGAGUCAGCCUCAUGCUAUGGACGCAUCCUCCCAACUAGGGGUCGGAUUGCCGCUCCGGCACAACUGAGAUCAGAGGGUCUCUGACGUCCUCGGAGGGGAAAGGAGAGAGGGGAACGGCUCUCCCUCUCCUGCUAGACUGGCAAGUUGCGGAGGCCUCUUGGAAGAGGAACAUUUGCCCUUGCAUGCAAAGGGGUCCAAAAAGGCGGGGGGAACCCCACUUUCAGGGUCAUGGGAUUCUGACCCGUGUGGCUGGCAGGAGCGACGGACUUCAGAUCCGCAUGGAGCCAAGAACACAGAGCAUCAAUACGGUUCGUGAUGUUAGGAUUAUGGAGAAUUGGAGCGGACCAUGGUGUGUGUGCGUGUGUGUGUGUGUGUGUGUGUGU